UGGUUUGAGUGUGUCAGCAUGAUGGUGAUUUUGUUAAACUGCGUUACCCUGGGGAUGUACCAGCCGUGUGAGGAUAUGGACUGCCUUUCUGACAGGUGUAAAAUCUUGCAGGUAUUUGAUGAUUUCAUCUUCAUCUUCUUUGCCAUGGAAAUGGUCUUAAAGAUGGUGGCCCUGGGGAUCUUUGGCAAGAAGUGUUACCUUGGAGAUACCUGGAACCGCCUGGAUUUCUUCAUUGUUAUGGCUGGGAUGGUGGAGUACUCCCUGGAUCUCCAAAACAUUAACUUGUCUGCAAUCCGUACUGUCCGUGUCCUAAGACCCCUGAAAGCUAUCAACCGUGUGCCUAGCAUGCGCAUCCUUGUGAACUUGCUUCUGGACACCUUGCCCAUGCUGGGGAACGUCCUUCUUCUCUGCUUCUUUGUCUUCUUCAUCUUCGGCAUCAUCGGGGUGCAGCUGUGGGCUGGGCUGCUCCGCAACCGCUGCUUCAUGGAGGAAAACUUCACAAUACAAGGUGACAUUGUCCUGCCCCCUUAUUACCAACCUGAGGAAGAUGAUGAGAUGCCCUUUAUCUGCUCACUGUCAGGAGACAAUGGAAUUAUGGGCUGUCACGAGAUACCCCCAUUGAAGGAGCGGGGCCAUGAAUGUUGUUUGGACAAGGACGAUUAUUAUUACUACAACUCAGUCCGGCAAGAGUUCAACAUCAGUGGCAUGUGUGUCAACUGGAACCAGUACUACAACGUGUGCCGUACAGGCAACGCCAACCCGCACAAGGGUGCCAUCAACUUUGACAACAUCGGAUAUGCCUGGAUUGUGAUAUUUCAGGUGAUCACACUGGAAGGUUGGGUGGAGAUCAUGUACUACGUAAUGGAUGCCCAUUCUUUCUACAAUUUUAUCUACUUUAUCUUGCUGAUAAUCGUGGGCUCCUUCUUCAUGAUUAACCUGUGUCUGGUGGUCAUCGCCACGCAGUUCUCGGAGACCAAGCAGCGGGAGCACCAGCUGAUGCAGGAGCAGAGAGCCCGGUACCUCUCCUCCAGCACUGUCGCCAGCUACAUGGAGCCGGGAGACUGCUAUGAGGAGAUCUUCCAAUAUGUCUGCCACAUCGUGCGCAAAGCCAAACGCCGCACCCUGGGGCUGUACAACAGCAUACAGAGCCGGCGCCAGGGCCACGUGGAGCCGAGCGAUGCCAAGCUACGCAUGAACAGGAAAAGCCAGAGGCACUACAGGCUUUGCCAGCAGCACAAUUCUCUCGACUGCCCUCCUCAGGGCUUGGUCCAGCCCAUUGCUGUGACAGCAACCUCUGAUCCCACCAACUGCCCCCGAUGUCAUAGCGGGGAGCACGAAGCAUCCCGAAGGCUCUCUGUCCUGGAUAGCGCUGACUCAGACCAGGAGGAUGGACGAGCCAGCGAAGAGGAGGGAGAGGGCAGCAGAGAGGACCAGAGUGCCUCCGAGCUGGAAAAGGAGGAGGAGGAGGUGGAAGAAGGCGGACGGCUGAAGUUCUGCAGUGACAUGUGGCGAGAAGUGAGGGUCAAGCUUCGAGGGAUUGUGGACAGCAAGUACUUCAACCGCGGGAUCAUGAUCGCAAUCCUAGUGAACACUAUCAGCAUGGGCAUCGAGCACCACGAGCAGCCAGAGGAAUUGACCAACAUCUUGGAGAUCAGCAACGUUGUCUUUACAAGCAUGUUUGCCCUGGAGAUGAUCUUGAAACUUGCUGCUUUUGGUCUCUUUGAUUACCUCCGCAACCCCUACAACAUCUUUGACAGUAUCAUCGUCAUCAUCAGCAUCUGGGAGAUCAUCGGCCAGUCGGACGGGGGCCUCUCUGUGCUGAGGACUUUCCGUCUCCUGCGGGUGCUGAAGCUGGUGCGUUUCAUGCCUGCGCUGCGCCGCCAGCUUGUGGUGCUGAUGAAGACUAUGGACAACGUAGCCACCUUCUGCAUGCUCCUCAUGCUAUUCAUCUUUAUAUUCAGCAUCCUGGGAAUGCACAUCUUUGGUUGCAAGUUCAGCCUCAGGACAGACACAGGAGAUACAGUUCCUGACCGGAAGAAUUUUGACUCCCUGCUGUGGGCCAUCGUCACCGUCUUCCAGAUCCUAACCCAGGAGGACUGGAAUGUUGUGCUCUAUAAUGGCAUGGCUUCCACCUCGCCAUGGGCAUCCCUCUACUUUGUGGCUCUCAUGACGUUUGGCAAUUACGUGCUCUUCAAUCUGCUGGUGGCCAUUCUCGUGGAGGGGUUCCAGGCUGAGGGUGAUGCCAACCGGUCGUACUCAGAUGAAGAUCCAAGUUCAUCCAAUGUGGAGGAGUUAGAUCAGUUCCAAGAGGUCCAGGAAGGCUCAGAUCCCAAGCUCUGUGCAAUUCCUGUGACACCUAAUGGACACUUGGACCCAUCCUUGCCCUCUUCCAACCCACCAGUAGCUGCUGGGGGCGUCACCAACUCUUCGCGCAACUCCCUGCAGCCUGACCAGAUCCGUGUUGCUGUUGGCUCCCGGAAGAGCAGUGUGAUGUCCCUGGGGAGGAUGACCUAUGACCAGCGGUCCUUGUCCAGCUCCCGCAGUUCCCACUAUGGUGCCUGGGGCCGCAGCGGGGCCUGGGGCAGCCGUCGCUCCAGCUGGAACAGCCUGGCCCGGGGACACAGCCUGAAGCACAAACCUCCCUCCGCUGAGCACGAAUCCCUCCUGUCUGGGGAAAGGCACAGGGCAGCAGAUGGGGAGCCGGAUGGGGCAGGAAGGGUGUUUCAUCACCGCCGAACGCUCUCCCUGGACAACAAAGGCGCCUGUGACCUGCUGGAGUUGGCCUCGGUCCCAUCCGUCCACAGAGUGACCCGUAAGCUGGGAGCAGCGUCCGGGGCCAGCGAGCAUCAAGACUGCAAUGGCAAAAUGCCCAGUAUUGCCAAGGAGAUCUUCCCAAAGAUGAACAACCGCAAGGAACGGGGAGAGGAUGAUGAAGAAAUAGAUUAUAGCCUGUGCUUUCGCAUCCGGAAGAUGAUGGAAGUCUAUAAGCCAGACUGGUGUGAGUUACGGGAAGACUGGUCCAUAUAUCUCUUCUCUCCACAAAACAGGUUUCGCCUCCUCUGCCAAACCGUCAUUGCCCACAAGCUCUUUGACUAUGUUGUGCUGGCCUUCAUCUUCCUGAACUGCAUCACCAUUGCCCUGGAGAGACCGCAGAUUGAACACAGAAGCACGGAGAGAAUCUUUCUCACUGUGUCCAACUACAUUUUCACAGCAAUUUUUGUAGCUGAGAUGACACUGAAGGUGGUCUCUCUAGGCCUAUAUUUUGGAGAUCAGGCUUAUCUCCGCAGCAGCUGGAACAUCUUGGAUGGCUUCUUGGUCUUCGUGUCUCUCAUUGACAUUGUGGUCUCGGUGGCCUCUGCUGGCGGUGCCAAAAUCCUGGGGGUGCUGCGGGUCCUCCGGCUGCUGCGCACCUUACGUCCCCUCCGAGUCAUCAGCCGAGCCCCUGGCCUGAAGCUGGUGGUGGAGACGCUCAUUUCUUCCCUCAAGCCCAUAGGAAACAUCGUCCUCAUCUGCUGCGCUUUCUUCAUCAUCUUUGGCAUCCUGGGUGUGCAGCUCUUCAAGGGCAAGUUCUACCACUGCCUGGGAGUCGACAUCAGGAACAUCACCAACCGGUCUGACUGCAUGGCUGCCAACUACAAGUGGGUGCACCACAAGUAUAACUUUGACAACCUGGGACAGGCUCUGAUGUCCCUCUUUGUCCUGGCUUCCAAGGAUGGCUGGGUCAAUAUUAUGUAUAAUGGACUAGAUGCUGUGGCUGUUGACCAGCAG
Molecule: messenger RNA, 3768 nt
Organism: Fulmarus glacialis (Northern fulmar)
Lineage: Eukaryota; Metazoa; Chordata; Aves; Procellariiformes; Procellariidae
Gene: CACNA1I
Product: calcium channel, voltage-dependent, T type, alpha 1I subunit
Exons: 22
Biological process (GO): sodium ion transmembrane transport; positive regulation of calcium ion-dependent exocytosis; membrane depolarization during action potential
Cellular component (GO): voltage-gated sodium channel complex; plasma membrane; voltage-gated calcium channel complex
Molecular function (GO): voltage-gated sodium channel activity; low voltage-gated calcium channel activity
Source: RefSeq, a predicted model, not a curated record